This is a messenger RNA of Saccharomycopsis crataegensis, 375 nucleotides long. RefSeq lists its product as uncharacterized. The record is from RefSeq and is a predicted model, not a curated record. Lineage: Eukaryota; Fungi; Ascomycota; Saccharomycetes; Ascoideales; Saccharomycopsidaceae. The coding region runs from base 1 to 375 and encodes 124 amino acids. The transcript has a single exon.
AUGGUACUUAUCUCGGAACAAAAAAAUGGAAUCACUAACCUUCAUGCUUACGCUUCAGGUCUGUAUUAUGUUAUACAGGGGCAAAUCUACGGUUUCCCAAUUGCGACCUCUAAUUUUACUGUUGAACUUACUGGAUACUUCAAUCCUCCGGAGAAGGUCAACUAUGAAUUCCACAUGGAAGUUGAUGACGAUGCGAUGUUGACCGUUGGGGAUGGUGAAGCUUUUGCUUGUUGUAAUCCAUCAUAUUCAACCAAUGUUGGUGUAAGUUUUGCCAUGUUUGCAACUUGGGAUUCCAAAAAUGAUGUUACGGGCAUGUCACGAACCACCCAAUAUAUGAUAUCUGGUUAUUUAUAUCCUAUGAAACUUGUUUGGUAG